Electrophorus electricus (electric eel) is the source of this 1226-nucleotide messenger RNA. Its product is annotated as ubiquinol-cytochrome c reductase, Rieske iron-sulfur polypeptide 1. Gene Ontology annotation, molecular function: quinol-cytochrome-c reductase activity; 2 iron, 2 sulfur cluster binding. Gene Ontology annotation, cellular component: membrane. NCBI's taxonomy places the organism in Eukaryota, Metazoa, Chordata, Actinopteri, Gymnotiformes, Gymnotidae. The record is from RefSeq and is a predicted model, not a curated record.
CAGCGGCAUUACAAGGUCGCCUAGCUCGUACGCUAACUGCUCUCACGCGCUGAAGAUGUUGUCUGUUGUGGCUCGUGCUGGAACGGUUUCCCCGUAUCUGCGAGCCGCGUGCUUGGCCGUAGCGGGGCCGCUGAGCGCGGUCAGUCCUGCGGCGGUCGUGAAGAAGGACACAGUGCUGCUAGACGCCAAUAAACCGUUGCUCUGUGGUCAUUGCGCCAGGACAGGGCCUACAGUUUCCUCCCGCUUAAAUGCCGUAGCAGGAGUUCGUUUUGCCCACACGGACAUCAGAGUCCCUGAUUUCUCUGUUUACCGUCGACCCGAGGUGAUGGACCCAAAGAAGUCAGCACAGGACAGCGGCGAUGCCCGGAAGGUCUUCUCCUAUCUGAUGACGGGCUCCACAGCUGUAUUGGGCGUGUACGCAGCCAAGACGGUCGUCACACAGUUCAUCUCUUCCAUGAGUGCUUCAGCGGACGUGCUGGCCCUGUCCAAGAUUGAGAUCAAGCUCAGCGUCAUCCCAGAAGGCAAGAACAUGACCUUCAAAUGGCGAGGGAAGCCCCUGUUUGUCCGCCACCGCACAGAGAAGGAGAUUGCUACCGAAGCCAGCGUUAAUCUGUCAGAGCUCCGGGACCCCCAACAUGACAAAGAUCGUGUGACUAAUCCCAAAUGGGUUAUUGUCAUUGGUGUGUGCACUCAUCUGGGCUGUGUGCCGAUUGCUAAUGCUGGGGAAUAUGGUGGCUAUUACUGUCCCUGCCACGGCUCACACUAUGAUGCAUCGGGUCGCAUCAGAAAGGGCCCUGCUCCUCUCAAUCUGGAGGUGCCCUAUUAUGAGUUCCCCGAUGAUGAAACGGUGAUUGUUGGUUAAAGAACUUCAGUUUAUUUUCAGCAUACUCCACAUUGUAUUUGCUGGCCUUCUGUUUGUCAUGCGAUGCAUUGUUGAUGGUUGGUGGUUAGCACAGGAUGAAAUGUAAGUAAAAAAUGUAUAUUUUAUUCGAUGGCAUGUCUCGCAAAGUUCUUCUUUUACCUCAUUAAUCUGUCUCUGAAAUACCAAGGGUUUUAAAUUGUAAGGGUGUGAUUAUUUGGGGGACAGUCAUGUUGUAAAGACUUGUAGAGAGAGAUUCUGUUCAAUCCAGGACUGGUGUAACCUGAGUGUAGAAUACCUGCAGGACAGACUUCAGUCAGUUUUCAUUGGGUACAAGACAAAUCCAAAUAAAUAAUUAUAUCUGGAA